CCCAACCGGGGCGGGGCCACGCCCCUUUCUCCGCGGCCCCUGCGCGCCCGCCGCCGCUGCCGCUCGCUUCCUGCCGCGUCCCCGUCGGAGCCACCCCCCUCCCCUUCCCCAUCCCCUGCGAGCAGCGGCCGGGCCCAGCGGGGAGAUGAACACGGUGCUGUCCCGGGCCAACUCCCUCUUCGCCUUCUGUUUGAGCGUGAUGGCGGCCCUCACCUUCGGCUGCUUCAUCACCACUGCCUUCAAGGAGCGGAGCGUGCCCGUCAGCAUCGCCGUCUCCCGCGUCACGCUAAAAAAUGUAGAAGACUUCACUGGACCUAGAGAAAGAAGUGAUCUGGGAUUCGUCACGUUUGACAUUACUGCAGAUCUGCAGAGUAUAUUUGACUGGAAUGUUAAACAAUUGUUUCUAUAUUUGUCUGCAGAAUAUUCAACGAAAAACAAUGCUCUAAACCAGGUGGUGCUUUGGGACAAGAUCCUGUUGAGAGGAGAUAACCCCAGGCUGUUCUUAAAAGACAUGAAAUCAAAGUACUUCUUCUUUGAUGAUGGAAAUGGUCUGAAGGGAAACAGGAAUGUCACUUUGACUCUCUCCUGGAAUGUUGUACCAAAUGCUGGCAUUCUACCUCUUGUAACAGGAUCAGGACAUGUGUCUGUACCUUUCCCAGAUACCUAUGAAACAACAAAAAGUUAUUAAAUUAUACCGAACCCUAAGCAAGAUAUUUUUAUACUUGUAUAUUGUGAAUAAAUUUUAUUGCGGUUUCUUCUCGCAUCCCAUGCAACCCUUCAGAGAAAGGUACUUAAUUUCCUCAGGUCUAACGGCAUAGGAAAAGGAAAUGAAAGUUCAGGGUUGUUUUUUUAAAUAUAACAUUGAAGCUGAAACUUAAGGGGAAAGGUAAAUUGCAGAGUAGUGGUUUAGGGGGGGGGGGUGGAACUGAGGAAUUUUUUUUUCUUUCUCCCAGCCAUCUGGGUAUAGAUCUCCGUUUCUUUUAAAUAAACAUUUUUAAACCAGAAGAUAGUCUUACUGUGUUUUUUUUUCAGGUACUGU
This is a messenger RNA of Chroicocephalus ridibundus (black-headed gull), 1039 nucleotides long. RefSeq names its product signal peptidase complex subunit 3 (gene SPCS3). The coding region runs from base 146 to 688 and encodes 180 amino acids. Gene Ontology annotation, biological process: protein targeting to ER. NCBI's taxonomy places the organism in Eukaryota, Metazoa, Chordata, Aves, Charadriiformes, Laridae. The record is from RefSeq and is a predicted model, not a curated record. The transcript is spliced from 5 exons. Gene Ontology annotation, cellular component: signal peptidase complex; membrane.